GGACAGUACACGUCUUCAUAGUACGAAGUUACCGCAGAGUGUAAUAACCUUUUGUAACUAUAACACCAAUACAAUGUCGGGCGAUUACUCGUUCAGUCUUACAACCUUCAGCCCUUCAGGAAAACUUGGCCAAAUCGAACAUGCGUUGAAUGCUGUGAAUCGAGGUGUAACCAGCAUUGGUAUCAAAGCAACCAACGGUGUUGUCAUCGCCACAGAAAAGAAGUCAGCCUCAACGCUCAUCGAUGACGAGUCAACAGAAAAGGUCGCUGUGAUCUGCGAUAGCAUCGGCAUGGUAUACUCAGGCAUGGGACCAGACUUCAGACUUCUCGUCAGUCGUGCGAGAAAGUAUGCUCAGCAAUAUAAACAAUUGUACAUGGAGAACCCACCAACACGAAUCUUAGUAGAGCAAAUUGCUCGCGUCAUGCAAGACUACACUCACAGAGGAGGUGUUCGUCCAUUUGGUGUGUCCCUUCUCAUUGUUGGAUACGACGAGGUCAAUGGUCCUUCCCUUUACCAAGUUGAUCCAUCUGGUUCAUACUGGGCUUGGAAGGCUAGUGCUAUUGGCAAGAACAUGAUCAACGCGAAAACCUUUUUGGAGAAGCGAUACAAUGACGAAAUCGAGUUGGAAGACGCUGUACACACCGCUAUCCUUACGCUGAAAGAAGGGUUUGAAGGACAAAUUACGGAAACUAGUCUAGAAAUAGGUAUUAUUGGUACAAGCACUAUUGGUGUAGCUGGUAAAGACAGAGAAGAGUUCCCAUUGUUCCGAAAGCUGUCACCUAGCGAAGUCAAGGAUUACCUCGCCAAUAUUGCUUGAGGAUUAUCAUAAUUCCAUGUAAUCUUUUUACCCCCAUUAAAGAUCUUAAAUAACCAAAAAAAAUCA
Umbelopsis ramanniana AG is the source of this 883-nucleotide messenger RNA. RefSeq lists its product as uncharacterized. The transcript has 6 exons. The record is from RefSeq and is a predicted model, not a curated record. NCBI's taxonomy places the organism in Eukaryota, Fungi, Mucoromycota, Umbelopsidomycetes, Umbelopsidales, Umbelopsidaceae. Gene Ontology annotation, biological process: ubiquitin-dependent protein catabolic process. The coding region runs from base 74 to 817 and encodes 247 amino acids. Gene Ontology annotation, cellular component: proteasome core complex; proteasome core complex, alpha-subunit complex.